CCUUAGCCCCGGGGGCCCCACCGAGCGAGCGGCAUGCGGCACCCCCAGGCAUGCCCAGCAUCCUUCAGCCCACUGCCCAGCCCCCCCAGGAGGCCCUAACGCCCUGGGGCACUUCUGCUGUGCACAGGACCACGUGGGGGUUUGCCAUGGUGACAUAAAGGGGCGCGGAGGAAGGAAGGAGCGCAACCAGCCGCGGACUGCACCCCUGGCUGGGAGGAAGGGCUGGGGCCCGGAUCCUCCACUGCCACUGCCACUGCCCACUUCGGGCCUUGCUCGCUGAGUCUCUGUGAACUUGUCGGUCGGUGGACAACUUGGGAGUCUUCUCCUGCGUGGGGCCUUGGGGCAGCCGGGGCGGCCGGGCCCCCGGUGGCCGAGGUCUCGGGGGCCAGGAUGCCCGCCCUGGCGCGCCUCCGCAGGCUGUGUCGGCACAUGUCCCCGCAGGCUGUACUUUUCCUGCUGUUCGCCUUCUGCCUGUUCAGCGUUUUUGUCUCGGCCUACUACCUAUAUGGCUGGAAGCGGGGCCUGGAGCCCUCGGUGGACGCCCCCGAGCCUGACUGUGGGGACCCGCCGCCCGUGGCCCCCAGCCGCCUGCUGCCACUCAAGCCCAUACAGGUGGCUGCCCCUUCCCGCACGGACCCGUUGGUGCUGGUGUUCGUGGAGAGCCUCUACUCCCAGCUGGGCCAGGAGGUGGUGGCCAUCCUGGAGUCUAGCCGCUUCAAGUACCGCACAGAGAUUGCACCGGGCAAGGGUGACAUGCCCACACUCACCGACAAGGGCCGCGGCCGCUUCGCCCUCAUCAUCUAUGAGAACAUCCUCAAGUACGUCAACCUGGAUGCCUGGAACAGGGAGCUGCUGGACAAGUAUUGCGUGGCCUACGGCGUGGGCAUCAUUGGCUUCUUCAAGGCCAAUGAGAACAGCCUGCUGAGCGCGCAGCUCAAAGGUUUCCCCCUGUUCCUGCACUCCAACCUGGGCCUGAAAGACUGCAGCAUCAACCCCAAGUCCCCGCUGCUGUACGUGACGCGGCCCAGCGAGGUGGAGAAGGGCGUGCUGCCCGGCGAGGACUGGACUGUAUUCCAGUCGAACCACUCCACCUACGAACCUGUGCUCCUGGCCAAGACGCGGUCGUCCGAGUCCAUCCCGCACCUGGGCGCGGAUGCCGGCCUUCACGCCGCACUGCAUGCCACUGUGGUCCAGGACCUGGGCCUCCACGACGGAAUCCAGCGCGUGCUGUUCGGCAACAACCUCAACUUCUGGCUGCACAAGCUCGUCUUCGUCGAUGCCGUGGCCUUCCUCACAGGCAAGCGCCUCUCGCUGCCUCUGGACCGCUACAUCCUGGUGGACAUUGACGACAUCUUUGUGGGCAAGGAGGGCACGCGCAUGAAGGUGGAGGACGUGAAGGCCCUAUUUGAUACGCAGAACGAACUACGGACACACAUCCCAAACUUCACUUUCAACCUGGGCUACUCAGGGAAAUUCUUCCACACAGGUACUGAUGCUGAGGACGCGGGGGACGACCUGCUGCUGUCAUACGUGAAGGAGUUUUGGUGGUUCCCCCACAUGUGGAGCCACAUGCAGCCCCACCUUUUCCACAACCAGUCCGUACUGGCUGAGCAGAUGGCCCUGAACAAGAAGUUCGCUGUCGAGCACGGCAUUCCCACAGACAUGGGGUACGCAGUGGCGCCCCACCACUCGGGCGUGUACCCUGUGCACGUGCAGCUGUACGAGGCCUGGAAGCAGGUGUGGAACAUCCACGUGACCAGCACGGAGGAGUACCCCCACCUGAAGCCAGCCCGCUACCGCCGCGGCUUCAUCCACAACGGCAUCAUGGUCCUCCCGCGGCAGACCUGCGGCCUCUUCACACACACGAUCUUCUACAACGAGUACCCAGGCGGCUCCAGCGAGCUGGACAAGAUCAUCAACGGGGGCGAGCUCUUCCUCACAGUGCUCCUCAACCCUAUUAGCAUCUUCAUGACGCACCUGUCCAACUACGGGAAUGACCGCCUGGGCCUAUACACCUUCAAGCACCUGGUGCGUUUCCUGCACUCUUGGACCAACCUCCGGCUGCAGACACUGCCCCCGGUGCAGCUGGCCCAGAAGUACUUCCAGAUCUUCUCUGAGGAGAAGGACCCGCUCUGGCAGGAUCCCUGUGAAGACAAACGCCAUAAAGACAUCUGGUCCAAGGAGAAGACGUGUGACCGCUUCCCAAAGCUCCUCAUCAUUGGCCCCCAGAAAACAGGCACCACGGCCCUCUACCUGUUCCUGGGCAUGCACCCCGACCUCAGCAGCAACUACCCCAGCUCUGAGACCUUUGAGGAGAUCCAGUUUUUUAAUGGCCACAACUAUCACAAAGGCAUCGACUGGUACAUGGAGUUCUUCCCUAUCCCCUCCAACACCACCUCUGACUUCUACUUUGAGAAAAGCGCCAACUACUUUGAUUCGGAAGUGGCUCCCCGGCGGGCGACUGCCCUGUUACCCAAGGCCAAGGUCUUGACCAUCCUCAUCAACCCAGCAGACCGAGCCUAUUCCUGGUACCAGCACCAGCGAGCCCAUGAUGACCCAGUAGCCCUGAAGUACACCUUCCACGAGGUGAUCACAGCUGCGCCCGAUGCAUCCUUGAAACUGCGCGCCCUCCAGAACCGCUGCCUGGUCCCCGGCUGGUAUGCCACCCACAUUGAGCGCUGGCUCAGCGCCUUUCACGCCAACCAGAUUCUGGUCUUGGAUGGCAAACUGCUGCGAACGGAACCUGCCAAAGUGAUGGACACAGUGCAAAAGUUCCUUGGGGUGACGAACACCAUUGACUACCACAAAACCUUGGCGUUUGAUCCAAAGAAAGGAUUUUGGUGCCAGCUGCUCGAAGGAGGAAAAACCAAGUGUCUAGGCAAAAGCAAGGGCCGGAAAUACCCAGAGAUGGACUUGGAUUCCCGCGCCUUCCUGAAGGACUAUUACCGGGACCACAACAUCGAGCUUUCCAAGCUGCUGUACAAGAUGGGCCAGACACUGCCCACCUGGCUACGGGAGGAGCUCCAGAACACCAGGUAGCCACGGCCACCACAGCCAGACUGAAUGUGACGGCAGGGACGUCCCGCCACACGCUGAGCCAGACUGACCUGCAGAGUGGGGAGCUGGGCCCGGGCUGGCCAAGUACUUACAAGCAAUACUCUGCUGCAGCCCAGGUAGGGCCAGGAGAAGAGCCCAGGCAGGUCCACACGCACCUCAGAGCGUCCAGUGCUGGGUUGGUGGCCUCUAGGACCUCCUUCGCCAACCAGGGUCCAUUCUGCUCAUAGUUUUUCACGGGGAGGCCACUUCCUGUUGGUGGAAGACCACAAGCUGGUAGGAAGCAGUCCACAGGACUCUGUUUUCCGUCCCUGUGUUCCACCCACCCUACCCUCUCCAUCCCAUCACUCCCUGCUCCAGUAGGGUGUCCACUCAGUAGUAUUUUCCCUGUCCUCCAGACAACGAGGAGAAGAGCCCAGCUGGGGCUUUUGCCAAACCAGGGAGAGAGAUUGGACGUUUCCGUGAUGGUUCAAGCCAGGCUCUUCAGAGGGGUCAGCUGGGAACCCAGAGGUGGUCCCUAGGCUGGGUGUGAGCGUGUCCAGCUCGAGAGAACGCUGGACCUCCACACCCAUUCUGCUUCAUACCUUCCCAUCUCACCUUCCCUCUUUAGAGAAAGAAUCGCUGGUUCCUACAGUACCCACCCAGUCCUAAAGGCCUCCUUCAGGGCCCUGGGGCACUGCCACGCAUUUGGACCCAGAGACCCAGGCCUCAACCCUACCCCGUUCUUCCCCCUGGGAUAUGACAUGUGUGGUGUUUCCUGUGGUAAAGGACUGAGGCGGUCGUGGAGUCGGCCGUAUACGUGUCCCAGUGUACAUAUGUUGUCCCUAAGUCCCCCUGGCCUUGGCCCCUGGCAGAUGCUGGGCAGACUUGAUGAGACUGCCAUCCCUGCUCUGCGCCAGCUGCCUGUGGCCAAGGGUUUCUAGAGAGCCCCUUAACCUCCCAAAUACUAAGAAGCUAAAGUAUUUUAAUAUUUUUUUUUCUUGGUGCCAGAGUUUAUACCCUGGGUGCUGGGGUCGCACUGUGUUACAUAUAUAUAUAUAACAUGUAUAUAUAUAUAUAUAUAUAUAUUAUAUUUUUUUUGGUUGGGUUUGUUUUUAAUUCAGUCGUACAAAAUGGUGGCAGGCCCCAGUCCCAAAGGGCGUCGUAUCUCAGUGCUAGAGAAUGGGAUGGAAGGGGGGGGGGGCCGUGUUCAUGUGCGGAGGCCUCAAGGACACAGCAUGGAAGUGCCCUGGGAGAGGGCAAGUGCCAUGGCCGCCCCGGGGCUGCCCCAGGUGAACAGGUGGCGGGAUGCAUAAGGAAGACCUACUCUUUCCAGGAGAUCUGGCUUCAUGAAGCGCGGUGACCCUGGGGCACUUUUGGCCAAAGGAAACAGCCAGGCUGGGGUAGGAGACCCCGGGGCUUAAAGGCUGGCCUGUUCCCCUUCCCCUCACAUGGUGCUAGGUUGGGAGCUGCCCUGGGAGCCACAGAACUGUCUCCAGGCCCCCUGCCGACAAGGGGGGGGGGUGUCUCUGGGCUAUUUUCUGGUUGGGGCCUGCUCCUACCCACCCCUCCCGCCCCCAUCUUUUAACAAUGUGAAGUGACUAAGGCUGGGGUGCCUUUCCCCAGCCCCUCCCACUGCCAGUUCAGCUUUGAACUGACGCCUGGGAAAUCCUUUCUGGAGAGCCUUGUCUUGUUCAGAAGACUCUACCAUGUUGGGGCUGAAGGGUCCUUCAAUGGGUGUGGACACAGGUCCAGAAAUGGGAGGUGGCCUCCGGGGCUGAUGUCACAGAACCGAUUGGGAGCAGGGCCAAGAAUUGAACUCGAGGCUCCCAAUGCCGCGCCCAGUGCUCUUCUUCCAGUGCCACACUGCCUCUGAGCCCGUCCUUGGGACCCUACUCUGUGCCAGGUUGCUGUCCCUCCUUUAGUCACGCCCUUGGUCAUUCCAGGAUAUGGGGACAAACCACUCCUUCCCAGCCAGGGUGCCUUUGAGCCUUCUCAGUUCCAGAUCUGCAUUUGCAUCCCUGUCGUGCUCUCCCCACCUCAAAAGGUUCUUUCCCAGCCUGGGAGCCUGGAUCUUAGUUCCCAGGGUCUCCACUGGGAUGGAGAAGUGGAAUGUCCUACAGGGCCAGCUGCAUCUGGCUCUACUGCCUCCCGAGUGAAGCGUUUCCAUCAUGCUUCUCAUUGGGGCCUUAGAACCCGGGAACCCUGGUUGCUGCUAACCCUGCAGGGGAUGAGAAGCAGAGUGUCUGAGGACAGGGUGGCAUGUCUGCGUGUACGCUUGUGAAGACUUACCUGCACCAGGAACCAGACUCCCAGAGCGGGCAGCAGCUUCCAUAGUGCAAAACCUGGGCCUCACUUCCCGUCUGUCAGCGCGGGGCUCUGCUGCAUGACCCGUGAGGAUGUCACAGCUCCCACCAUCUGAGAUCUUCCCUCUGGGCCUGGACACCUGGGCAGGCUGCCCAGAGCCUGUCCUCGUGGGGCGGGCAGGUCCGCUCCCCUCGUCCUCUGGCCUGAGGAAGAAACAGGCAGGUUUGAGGCCCUGUGGUAGCAGAGGAAAUGCUGGAGACUUUUGUCCAGGCCCUUCUGGGAGGCUGGGGACUUGACCUGUCACAUGUUCUCAGUCUGUCUUGUCACUGCUACUUUUUCCCUUCCCACUAACGAAUCUCUCUCGAGAACCCACUUCCAGGACCGGUAGGUACUGGGGAGAGGAGAGAAGUCCCUCUAGGUUCUCUCAGCUGCUGAGCACACAGAUUCCCCACCACCACCACCACCACCACCACCACCACCACCACGAGAGGAGAAAACCAGAGGUCAGUGGGUGCAGUAUCCUCAGCAUCUUCCACGUUUACUAAGUCACUGGCCAAAAACAAGAAAAAAACCUCUACCAUCCCUUCUGCCAUCUCCUCCACACACCUGUGCCUCAAGCUCGGUGCAGGUGGGAUGUGCAGCUGCCUCCGUCACUCGGGGCUCUAGAGCUGCCCACAGUGCGGGCAUCUUGCACCUGGAGAAGGAGUCUGAGGUUUAAAGACUGGUCUCUUUCGAGCCCCUACGUAGGAGCAGCCGGUGCCUCUGGGGCCCAGCUGAGGGAGCAGUGGUCUGUUCCCAGUAGAAGAAUACCACUAGGUUGACUCGCAGAGAUUGCUGGUCCCAACAUCGAGCCGUCCCCACAGGUUUGUUAGGAGAAAGAGCAAGUAAAUAAGUAAGUGUUGUACCAAAUAUUUUAUCAUGAGCUCCCACUGCCCACCAUUCAGACUUAAAAUUAGUGUUUUGCCACAUUUUAAUCUUUCCUUCCGUACAAGCAUAUUUUCUCUGAACUAGUUUAAAAGUUGCAAACAGAAGGAGACUCCACCCCAAAUGCUUCAGCCUGCAUCUCCUAAGAGCUAGGACAUUCUCCUACAAUUGGCCCAGUAUCACACCCAGUAUCACAACAGUAAUUUCCCAGCAACAUCUGCUAAUCAACCCAUAUUCACAGUUCUCCCAAAUAACUUACACCUGGUUUUGGAAUCGGGAACUAGUUAAGGUACACAUGUUGCAUCGAACUGUGUUUCCUAAAAUCUCUUUCAAGUCAGUAAACUUUCCCUUCUGCUCACUCUGGUUGUUUGAGUGACAUUAUUUCGGAGGCUAGCAGGCUGCUGUCCUAUAGAAGUCCCACAUGCUGGAUUUGUCUGUUUCUUCACGGUGUCACAGAACAAGUUCCUCUAACCCCUGUAUUGGCAAGGGUGAUUUAGGCUAUGGGGAUUGGUACCUUUUGUGCUGACUUGAAAACUUCAGUCCAUCCUAAGAUGCCCCUCUGCUGUCACCUGUACCAAGUGCCAAGUCAGCAGAGGGGCCUGCCAGAGCUGGAGAGGGCGAGGGAGGAGGCAUCACAGCCGCGCCUGGGAGGGUGUAGAAAGAAGAGGCUGGACCACGCAGUGUGGGCCUGUCGGGAAUGAGACAUCCCAGACUCAGAAGAUCCUGUGCUGCCCCCUUUGCUCCUGGUGAUGGAGCACAGGGCACCAAAGAGCAUCUCUCUUUCUCUCUGUUUUGUGGUCUCUGGGUUUUCAUUUCCUGGAGGCCCAUGGUCUGUGUGCACUGGAGCAGAGCCAGCCCCUGGGAUGCACCAACGAAGGGCUCCGCGGGGGGGCGCUGCCCCACCCAAACUGCGGUUGCAGAGAAGAGCACUGGGCUGGAGGCAGGAGAUGUGAAAUUUUGUCCCAGUUGAGUACACUGAGUAGCUGAGUGACAGUUUUCCUCCCAGGGACUCAAUUUCCCCAUCUAGAAUGAGCAGAUGGGCCUACAGCAUGGAUUUUCAGACAUCAAAGAAGGAAGCAGGUCUGCUGUAGUUGAAGUGAGGAUGGAGGUCCCAGGCCCCCCGCACCACUGCCCACGAGGCACUGCUGGGUCCCCAGGGCUGCCUGCCCCCAGACGCUUUCCCUCGCCAGCUCAGACAGCCAGAGACAUUUUUUAGUUCCCACAAGGGAGAGGCAUGGGCUUUGUGUGGGGUCAAUGUCAAGGGCCUGUGGGGGGACUCUGGCUGUGUUUUAUCCUAAUAAGUUCACCCCUCCCUCUCUCCUUCCUCUCUGUGGCCCUUGAGGAGAAUGAGGGCCGAGAGGGUUUUCUAUGACUGUGCUAGCUUUUAUUAUCAGCAAGAGGGCUCCUUUUGUAAUUUGUGCAUGAAAUUCAUGUCAUUUCCUGGGGAGAGGAGAGGGCUGACUGGAGAGGGUGCGGGGCACAUUAGGGGAGCAGGCAGAGGUUUCCUUCCCUCGUGGGAGUGCGGAGAGGAGUAGAGAGGGGGGCGCUACCCCGCUCACCUGGUCAGGGCUCUCAAACCAGCCGUUUUGGGUUGUGUUAAAAGUGGGAACCUUCCCUCCAUUAAUGUACAAUCUUGAACUAACUGCUAAUAAAGUGGGGUUCUGUUUGUACACAUUGGUCCUGUCUGUCCGUCUGUCUGACGUUUUUGCAAGGCCCGCAGGGGAGGGUGGAAAGAAGGAUGUUCACAUGCACGGCCAGUCUGGCCACCCCCGUACACACAAGGUGACUGUGAAAGAUCAGUUCAAUGGAUUGUAAACUGAAGCUUUUCUAGAUAGCAGAGGCCUGUCCCAGGACAGCCAGUGGGGUGUCUCAGGUGACAAAGAGCCCUCAGCCACGCUAGAUGGUUGAGAAGUGCUGGGGCUGGAGCACUGCACUGAGAAGAGCCUCAGUCUAGAAUUAGUUCUGCUAUCAGUGUGUGAAGUGACCGGGCCAAGUCACUCUUAUGCUUUGAUCCUCGGUUUCCCUCAUCUCUUAGGGGUGUGGAAGGAGUUGGACUCAGUGGCUACUCUGGCGAACUUGCUUAAAAUGCAGAUUCUCCGGCUGUGCCCCUAGAGAUUCCUCUCUGGCAGAUGUGGGGUGCGGCCCGAGCACCUGCAUUUUAACAACCUCUUCAGCACUCUGGGAAACCCUGGCUCAGAUAGAGGGCUUCUACGGGUUCUAAUUAAUUCAGAGUCCCACUGCCCGAGGAAUGAAAACUUUGGGUAAAAACCAAUGACUUCCUAGCCCUCCCAGCCUGGUUGAGUUUGAGAUUUGCGGGGGAGGGGCAGAGGCAGGGAGCAGAGAGGCAGGAGCCUCUGUGGAACUUUACGAAAUGCACAUUCCCAGGCUCCCCCAGUCCCGUCCACUCAGUCAGAACCUCUGGCAGGGAGACCCAGAAAUGUGGCUUUUAAACAAACUCCCUGCCGCACAGGAAAGUGUGGGAACACUGAAUCAGGCCACAAAGGAUGAGCCAGAGAAACUCCACGGAAUUGUGGACGGCUGCCCUGGGGCAUGCUGGGACACAACUGGGAGCACAUCAAAACACCAACCCCAAUGGUACAAGGGCAGCACUUGCAGACACCUGUUUGGGGUUUGUCAGCUGGGAGCUUGGUAUGGGUCGUGGGGCAACAAGAACAUGGGUGGAGGCUGCAUUAAUGGGAGCAGUGGAUCUGCAUGAUACAGGUGCGCUUCGGUGCUGGGUAGGUGGUCAGGCUACAUCAGAGAUUUUUGAAUUUUAAAACAGCCUUUUGUUUUUUAAAGAGAAACUUAAUUAAAACCAGGUAGAGGCAGGAAGGGUGUUUCUGGUUGGAUUUGGGGUGAGUAUCUGGACUGUCAUCAGUUCAACUGCUCUCUGUCACCAUACUAUCUUGGAACCCUAGAAAUCCUUGAAACACACUAUGAAAGCCCAGCCCAGGUGCUCUCAGAGGUCCCAAGAGUCCUGCAAUUCUAAUACGUUGAGUGAACAAAGACACAUCGAACCCUCCUCACCCCCUAAGUGAGGAGACCACUCAGGGGACAUGGUGCCCCAGGAGCAGUGCUGGAUCCUGGAAGUGGGCAUUUCCCUCAGAGAAGCCCUGGAUCAGGUGCACAGGGCAGUGUGUUCCGUCAUAGCAAAGCCCAAGAAACAACUUAGAUGUCCAUCUAGAGGGGAUCAGCUAAGUAGCCACUCGUGUGGCCACAUGCUGAAACAUGACGAUGGAGGAGAGAAUAAUCAGCUCAGUCUCCAGGUCCCACCAGGAAAUGUCUUUGAGACUGACCUAAGUGUGACCAUUUGUGGAAAGAGAAUGCUCCCUAACUAAGUACACAUACAUACUCUGCUGGCUCGUACUGCUUAUGCUAUUCUGCAUUUUUUUUCCUGGCAAUGUAGCUAUCUCUCUCUCUCUCACGCCAAACUGUUAACUGGUUAGUUCUGGAAGAGGGCGCAGGGAAAGGGGAGAAGAUUUCAAAGGGGACUUUAGCUUUGGCUGAAAUACUUUACUAAACACAAUGAAAAUGCAUGUAUCAGUUGUGGAAUGAAAAAGUCUUAAAAGUAAUUAGAAAUGGGUGAAGCAGAAAGGGGGUCCAGGCAGCUGGACUGUUGUGGGAUGCUACCGUGAAAGCAGCCCUGCUGUUCCCCCAGCCCACAGGCACCCAAAGUGUGGGGCCUGAGGAGGCCCUGGCUGUUGGGGGGAAGUUCUUGCCUUGCUGCAGGUACCCUGAGCACUUGUCAAGCCCCUGAGCUGAGGAUUCCGACUCGCUGUGUGACUAUAGGUGACUCAGCUCCCACAUGCUCACAAAUGGGGGAGUUAGAGUGAACACCAGUGUUGGGACAAACCGACAUUGCUUGCCUGAGAAGGACACAGCCUAACGCCUGUGAAAUUCCUGACAAACACAUCAACAUGAAUCUACCCAAGGAGAAACACUGGCACAUCCACGUUGAGGGACAUUAUGCAAAAUAACUGGCCUGAAUUCUAAAAUUGUCAGGGUCAUGGAGGAUAAAGAAAGGCGGAGAAAUGGUUCAAGAUUAAAGGAUACUGAAGAGACCUGGCAAUCAAAUGUCACUUAUGAUCCUGGAGGGGUCCUAGACCAGGAAAGAGUUACUAUAAAGAGCACCAUAUUGACAACCGGCAAAAUGUGAAUAUGGACUGUGUACACUGGGUAAUAGUACUUUAUCAAUGUUAAGUUACGUGAUUUUGAUUACUGUUCUGUUAGAGUAUGUCAUUGCUCUUAAGUCGUACAUGCUGAAAUAUUGAUGGGUAAAAGGGAAAAAUAAAGCUGAAUUUUAACUGA
Aethalodelphis obliquidens (Pacific white-sided dolphin) is the source of this 10572-nucleotide messenger RNA. RefSeq names its product N-deacetylase and N-sulfotransferase 1 (gene NDST1). Bases 391 to 3039 code for a protein of 882 amino acids. Gene Ontology annotation, molecular function: heparan sulfate N-sulfotransferase activity; hydrolase activity; deacetylase activity. Lineage: Eukaryota; Metazoa; Chordata; Mammalia; Artiodactyla; Delphinidae. The record is from RefSeq and is a predicted model, not a curated record. Gene Ontology annotation, cellular component: Golgi apparatus. The transcript has 14 exons.